Molecule: messenger RNA, 3976 nt
Organism: Gastrolobium bilobum
Lineage: Eukaryota; Viridiplantae; Streptophyta; Magnoliopsida; Fabales; Fabaceae
Product: DNA repair protein RAD5A
Exons: 20
Coding region: 149-3187 (1012 amino acids)
Molecular function (GO): zinc ion binding; ATP binding; ATP-dependent chromatin remodeler activity
Source: RefSeq, a predicted model, not a curated record
CCACGUGCCUCUCACGUGAACUCCCGCCUUGUAACGGAGACCCACUUCGUCCCCGCCUUUUGUCUAAUUUACGAAAAUUGAGAAUUUCGUUCGUUCUUCAUUCUUUGCUUCAAAUUUUCAAAAGCCGAAUUACCAAGUUAGGGUUUCGAUGGGGAGCAAGGUCACAGUCACAGAUCACCACUUAUCCACCGUACGAUCCAUCGUUGGUUCCGAAUUCACCGACAUGGACAUCAUCAGAGCCCUACACAUGGCCAAUAAUGACGUCACCGCUGCCAUUAACAUCAUCUUCGACAGUACCCAUACCACCAAAUUCAAACCCACUCGCACCACCACCGAUACUCCUCACCAAGAUUCUCCUCUAAAAUCGAACCCUAACACCGUCAUAGCCAACUCCGACCACAAUUGCGGAGGAGGAGAAAACAGCGAUAACUGCCCUGUUGGAUCCGAUGAUUGGUGGUUCGUAGGUUGUGGCGAAUUGACAGGGUUGUCAACUUGCAAAGGGAGGAGUAUAAAAUCCGGUGAGCAAGUGUUUUUCAAGUUUCCGAUAAAGAGAGUCUCUGCUUCUCCCUCUCCGGGUAAGGGUUUUGGAAGAGGGCGACAGGGUGCAGCAACUUGUUCGGAGAUAGUUCGGUUUUCUACUCAACAAGCUGGAGAGAUUGGUAGAAUACCAAAUGAAUGGGCUCGUUGUCUUUUGCCUCUUGUGCGGGAUAAUAAGGUUAAGAUUGAAGGGCAUUGUAAAUUUGCACCUAAUGUUUUGGGCAUCAUGGACACCGUUGUUUUGACAAUCAGUGUAUUCAUCAACAGUUCAAUGUUUGGUAAGCAUCACCAGGUUUCUCUCAAGGAUGCUACCAAUUCCACAGAUGAAUCAGUGUUUCAUCCUCUUCCAGCCUUGUUUCGGCUGCUAGGCCUGAACCCUUAUAAGAAGGCAGAGUUAACUCCUGGUGACUUCUGUUCCCUAAAGCGUCCUUUCAACCUAAAGGUCACAUUACUACAUGCCAAGUCGGAACAUCCUUCUCAAAAUGGUAAUGAGAAUGGCAAUGAGGAUUCCAUUUCCGAAAUUGAUCUCGAGAACAUUGUUGGUGUUGGAUCAAACUCAGAGUUAGAGGAAAUGGAUCCCCCUGGCAAUCUUCUGUGUGAACUGCGGCCCUAUCAAAAGCAGGCUCUUUAUUGGAUGGUCCAGAUGGAGAAGGGACGACCUAUGGAUGAGACAGCAACAACCCUUCAUCCAUGUUGGGAGGCGUAUCGCUUGGCUGACAAGAGGGAGCUUGUUAUUUAUCUGAAUGCAUUUUCUGGUGAAGCUGCAAUAGAAUUUCCUAGCACUCUUCAAAUGGCCAGAGGAGGAAUUUUGGCAGAUGCUAUGGGACUUGGAAAGACCAUCAUGACCAUAUCCCUUCUCCUUGCCCAUUCUGGAAGGGGUGGAUCAUUAGGCAGUCAAAUCAUAGCUCAGUCCUUCAUUGAAGGUGAAGUUAGUAAUACAGUGCACAAUUUUUCAAACAUACCAAAGAAAGCAGCCAAAUUUGCUGGUUUUGAUAAACUGAUAAAGCAAAAGAAUGUUCUAACAAGUGGUGGUAACUUGAUAAUAUGUCCCAUGACUCUUCUCGGACAGUGGAAGGCAGAGAUUGAAACUCAUGUGCAGCCUGGGUCUCUGUCUCUAUAUGUUCAUUAUGGACAAAGUAGGCCAAAAGAUGCAAAAAGUCUAGCUCAAAGUGAUGUUGUAAUUACUACAUAUGGAAUUUUGGCCUCUGAAUUUUCCAGUGAGAAUACGGAGGAGAAUGGUGGACUUUUCUCAAUUCGGUGGUUUAGAGUAGUUCUUGAUGAGGCACAUACUAUAAAAUCUACUAAAAGCCAAAUUUCUAUGGCAGCUGCUGCUCUAAUUGCUGACCAACGUUGGUGUCUUACUGGCACUCCAAUCCAGAACAACCUUGAGGAUAUUUACAGUCUUCUCCGGUUUCUGAGAAUAGAACCUUGGGGUCAUUGGGCCUGGUGGAACAAACUUGUUCAGAAACCAUUCGAGGGUGGUGAUGAGAGAGGGUUGAAGUUAGUUCAGUCUAUUUUGAAGCCAAUCAUGCUGAGGAGAACCAAACAUAGCACAGAUCGCGAUGGCAAGCCUAUCCUAGUUCUCCCGCCAGCUGAUAUGAAGAUAAUUUACUGUGAACCCACGGAAGCUGAAAAAGACUUUUACGAGGCCUUAUUCAAAAGAUCUAAGGUGAAGUUUGACCAGUUUGUUGAGCAAGGGCGUGUUCUUCAUAAUUAUGCUUCAAUAUUGGAGUUACUUUUACGUCUUCGGCAAUGUUGUGAUCAUCCAUUUCUUGUAAUGAGUCGAGGUGAUACUCAAGAAUUUGCUGAUCUAAACAAACUAUCUAAGCGCUUCCUUAGAGGAACCUGUAAUGCUUCAGAAGGCGAAGUAAAAGUUGCACCUUCGCGGGCUUAUGUUCAAGAAGUUGUGGAAGAGCUACGUAAAGAUGAGCAGGGAGAGUGUCCAAUAUGUCUUGAGGCAUUUGAAGAUGCAGUGUUGACACCUUGUGCUCACCGUUUAUGCCGGGAAUGCCUCUUGGCAAGUUGGAGAAAUUAUAGUUCUGGUUUAUGCCCUGUUUGUAGGAAAAUAAUCAGCAGGCAGGAUCUUAUCACUGCCCCUACUGAGAGUCGGUUUCAGAUUGAUAUUGAGAAGAACUGGGUAGAGUCAUGCAAGGUAAGUAUUCUUUUGAAUGAACUUGAAAAUCUUCGCUCAUCAGGCUCCAAAAGCAUUGUUUUCAGCCAGUGGACUGCUUUUCUAGACCUCUUGCAGAUUCCCUUUACUAGGAAUAACAUUUCAUUUGUUCGUCUUGAUGGAACUUUGAAUCUGCAGCAGCGGGAAAAAGUAAUCAAACAAUUCUCAGAGGACAGCGACACCCAGGUGUUGUUGAUGUCACUAAAAGCUGGUGGAGUGGGUAUAAACCUAACAGCAGCUUCAAAUGCUUUUGUCAUGGACCCAUGGUGGAAUCCGGCUGUUGAGGAACAAGCUGUUAUGCGUAUUCAUCGCAUUGGACAAACAAAGAAAGUGGCCAUCAAACGGUUUAUUGUGAAGGGGACAGUUGAGGAGAGAAUGGAGGCAGUGCAAGCACGUAAACAACGAAUGAUUUCUGGUGCCUUGACUGAUCAAGAAGUUCGAACUGCACGGAUUGAGGAGUUGAAGAUGCUUUUUACUUAGACCACUGAGGUAGUGUAAACAUGUUUGUUUGCUGUUAGGUGCACCGUGCACCUUUACCAUUUUGCAUCCCGCGGAUUUCUUUCUGUCUUAUGGGCUCGUGAGUGCAAGAUAGCUGUAACUCGUAUUAUGAAGGUGCUUCUUAGGUGGCACGUGAGCCAGGGAGGGAGUCAUCUCUUAGCUUUCAACUUCCAUUUGGGAGAUCAAGUUUAGCCGAUGUCUUGAUCAACAUCAUGCUUGAAUCAGGCUGUUUGAAGGGGGAGGUGCAAACAAAUUUGGUGAGCAUUUUUUAUGUAAUUUGGGGUAAUUUAUGGUAUUUUUAUGCUAUGCUUGGGAGAGAAGGGGUGGAAAGGGAAGCUAUGGAGGGGGACUUAUUUCCCCGUUUAAAAAUAAGGGGAAAUCCAUUGUCCCUGUUUGGGACUUUAAAAGGGAAGGGGUAAAUUAUAAGUUUAGAUUUUCAGUAGUCCUUAUUUUGUCAAACUUAUAUUCCUAGGGCUAAUUCAAUAACUAUUUAAAAAUGAAUCCUUUGGCCUUUACCAAUUAAGAUUAAGAGGAGGUUUCCAUCCUUUCCCUUCAUUAAAAAUCUUCCACUAUGGGUCUCUUCUCAUUUUCAUCCAAUCAAUACAUUGUGAUUAAGGUUCACUAGUUAUAAAUUAACUGGACAUAGAUUGAGUGAUUCUUGGACAACUUUGAGAUUUCACUGUGUUUACUUGUGGCAUUUACCUCAAUGCCAUGAAAUGCAACGAUUGUCAUUUUCGAAGUGGUUGGUUUGUUUAGGCUUCCUAACUUCUU